AUGAGUGCUAUCAAUGCUUUCUCUGCAGCGCCUUCCAAGCCUUUUUUCCUGACUGCUCCGCCAUUCUACUCAGCCUGCUGCGGUGGGUCCUGUCGGCGCCCCGCAUCCCCCACUGUUUUUCCAAAUGAGGAGAGUGUGCUGCCUCUCCUGGCACAGGACUCGAACUCCAAAGCUCGGAGGGGCAUUUUAAGAAGAGCCGUCUUUUCUGAGGACCAGAGAAAGGCUCUGGAGAAAAUGUUUCAGAAGCAGAAAUAUAUCAGCAAAAUAGACCGGAAGAAACUUGCCAUCAACUUGGGACUAAAGGAAUCACAGGUGAAAAUUUGGUUUCAGAACAGAAGGAUGAAGUGGCGGAAUUCCAAAGAAAAGGAAGUGCUUUCCAACAGGUGUGCCCAAGAAGUAGGCCUUCAGGAGGACGCCCUCUCGCGCUCCGCUCUGGGCUUCGCUUCUCCGUGUCCUUCCCUCUGGGACAGCUCCCAACAGCACUCGAGUCCCAGGUGGAGGGAGAAUUUCCCAGAACCUCCAGAAAGACUAAUCCAGGAGAGUUCGGGGGCACAGCCCCCAGAAGCCAAUUCACUGCGAGGUGCCUUAUAUUUGUGUUCUGAAGAAGAAGCUGGAGACAAGGGCGUACUUACCGUCUGA
Messenger RNA from Myotis lucifugus (little brown bat), 639 nucleotides. RefSeq names its product developing brain homeobox 2 (gene DBX2). Bases 1 to 639 code for a protein of 212 amino acids. Lineage: Eukaryota; Metazoa; Chordata; Mammalia; Chiroptera; Vespertilionidae. The record is from RefSeq and is a predicted model, not a curated record. The transcript is spliced from 3 exons. Gene Ontology annotation, molecular function: DNA-binding transcription factor activity, RNA polymerase II-specific; DNA binding. Gene Ontology annotation, biological process: regulation of transcription by RNA polymerase II.